GUAGAAAGGAUUAUUAUUAUUAUUAUUAUUCAUUUUGUUCAUGUACAAGUAUGGGUGUAUUCAUCAUUAUUAUUUUAUUUAUUUUAUUCAAUUUUGGAAAAAUGGAGACAAGUCUUCAACAACCCUGGAGUGUAUUUAACUUAUCUUUUUGCCUGACUUUUGGCUCACCCUGUAUAUUCAUAUCUGUAGAUUACAACUAAUCCUAAUUAAUCAAAGAUAUAUUUCUUCAUUUACAGACCACAAGUGAACACUAGUCCUCCUGUUACUUCAAUUAGUGAAGACAUGAAAUGUCUGAAGCGACCCCCUGACAUUCGCUUCAAGGAUUACCCUUUGCCCUCGGAGAACGUAAUCUAUGUUGUCCCCACUUACAUCGAUGAUGAUGGGACUAUAUUUGCUCAUGAAUGUCAUAAAGACGAGACGUCCCCAUUGGAAGAACUAAACAAGUUACUCCUUGCUCACUACCCUAACCACCUUGCUGAGCACAUGGAACCGAUUUGCUGGGAGAUUGGUGAUUCCUGCCUAUGUUUCUAUGAAGCUGAGAAAGUCUGGGCUCGUGCUACAAUAUUAGCCGUGCAAGAAUUAAUCAAGGUUCGUUACAUUGACUAUGGAAACCACGACAUGGUUACACCGAACAAACUGCGACCUGAUAUUGAACCUGUUGCACAUUUACCUCCCCUCUGUCUUCACAUGAAACUUCAUGGCAUAGUUCCGGUUUCUGGCAAAUGGACCUCAAAUAUCUUGGACAUCAUGCAUGGCAUCAUUGUUGGGAAACUGUGUGGAAUUCAGCAAAUGUCAUCAAGAGAAAACGGAACAUGUGAGGUUCGUUUGAUAGAUCCAGACGGUCAAGAAUUGGGAGAACUUCUCUGUGAUAAAAACUACACUUACCAAAAAUAUAGUCUCACUUUCUUAGAAGAACAAAGCGAAAAGAUUGCACAUAUGUUGGAGACAUGCAAUCCAUACAAGAACAUGAAGUCCACUUUGAACAAGUCUAUUCCUGUUUUAGUGACACAUGUCGAACUACCAAAUGUGAUAUAUUUCCAAAAUUCCCAAAGGUCCAGCAGUGAUGAGGAAAGUCAUCGGAUAAACUCGCAGCUUCUCCAGCUUGAAGAGAUGUCAGUUGAACUCAACGAAUAUGCGGUUUCUGCUCCUCCGAUUAAAAAGACAGUUGUUGGUAAAGCAUGUUGCUGUCAGUUUACAGUGGAUGACUGUUGGUACCGAAGUGUUAUUGCUGAUGUUAAACAGACCGAUAUGUUGGUUCUCUAUGUUGACUAUGGGACGUCGGAAUAUAUUGAUAGGUCAAGGAUUCGGGAAAUCUCACAGAAGUUUCUAAAGUUACCCUCACAGGCUGUGCGCUGCGUUGUGAAGGGCAUGAAGCCCUCAGAUGAAUCAUAUCAGUGGACUGAGGAAGCAAUGAAGGGUGUUAUUGAUUCUGUCGUUAACAAAGAACUUGAUGCAGUUUUACAGAAGACUCAACAGCCUUGGCAUCAAGUUCAGCUGUUUGACCCAGCUGCAGGAUCUACCAUUGCUUACCAAAGUGUUAUAGAUUCUGAACUUGUAAGCUAUGAAAGGGACUCCCCAUAAGAAAUUCUCUCUUGUAGGCGGGGAAUAAAAGUCACAUUUGGAUUAAAAUGUCAAACAGUUCUUCCCUGUAAAGGAAACUUGUUUCAGAAUUCAAAAUACAAAAAAUAUAACAUCAAAAAGUUUCUCGAAAAGUAACUAAAAAGAAUUUGAAAUGAGAGGGAAAAAAAUUUCAUUCAAUUAGAAUGUUUAACUUUCCCUGACAACAUUUCUGGAUAUAAGCGUUCACUUCUGAACUGGCAAAGAGAAUGGUGUUUGUUGUAUAUUUAUUUUUAAUUUGAUUUUGUUUAAUUUGGAACAUGAAAGUUAAAGAUCGUUGCAGUAUUAUUAAGUUAAGAGGAAUUAACCACUAAUCUGACAUAAUAAAAUAAAAGAGUUUAUUUUAUAUUGAAGAGAGGGGGAGACAUUGGUGGUUAUUCCAUCAUCCCUUAAUGCUAAUUCUCAAUUUUUAAAAGGGUUCCUUUCUCCUUCCUUUCGAGAAAAGGAACCACUUCACAAGUCAAAAACUGGCGUUUCAUUACUCGAUUACUCUCUGUCUUCCAGAUCCUAAUAUUAUUGCAUAAACUCAUGUUAUCCCUAAUUGACAAAGCCUGUGAUCAAAGAGGAUCUUAAAGAGAUUAACACGUAAUACGAGAGUAAAACGCAAAGCUUGACCAUUGACAUUUCAACUUUAAGGGAGAUAACUUUGAAUUUCCUUUUCAAGCAAAAAAGGCAUUGCCAUAUUUUGUGGAAUGGUUUUGGUUAAAAUGUUUCUUUGUGUGUGUGUGUGUGUGUAUGUAUGUAUAUAUAUAUAUAUAUAUAUAUAUAUAUAUAUAUAUGAAUAUGUGUAUAUAGAUAUGUGUAUGUAUAUAUAUACACACAUAUAUAUAUAGAUAUAUGUAUAUAUAUACAUAUAUGUAUAUAUAUAAAUGCAUAAAUGUAUAUGUGUGUGUAUGUAUAUAUAUAUAUACAUA
This is a messenger RNA of Octopus bimaculoides (California two-spot octopus), 2531 nucleotides long. RefSeq names its product RING finger protein 17. Gene Ontology annotation, molecular function: zinc ion binding. The record is from RefSeq and is a predicted model, not a curated record. Lineage: Eukaryota; Metazoa; Mollusca; Cephalopoda; Octopoda; Octopodidae.